Molecule: messenger RNA, 9905 nt
Organism: Caenorhabditis angaria
Lineage: Eukaryota; Metazoa; Nematoda; Chromadorea; Rhabditida; Rhabditidae
Source: the annotation of a GenBank genome assembly
AUGCGUUUCGGCACAGGACCGGAGGGCAAAUCACAACAACAGGUAUGUUUUUUUCUGGUUUGAAACAUGCAAGGACAACAAAUUUGAUAAGAAAACAUCACAUUUUUCUUGGUUUUUAGUCAAUGUUCAAAGCGUUGCGACGUCUUCAUGGCCAAAAUCUGGAAAGUCGUGGAUUGCACGAUAUGACAGAGGCUUUUCAACAAUUUGUGACGCGCGCCCGGUUUUUCAGUAUUGGAAAAUUACGCCGAACAUGGUCACAUUCAGCGGCCGAAUUUAUUAAAUACCGCCGCCUUUUGCCAAUGUUAUUAGCCGAUGGCGAAGAUUUCGAUGCCGGAGAGACAGAUGAUUUUGACGCAAGCAUCGCAUUCCAAGCCGCCUCGCGGGACAACCGCAAAAUCGUUGUGUCGAAUAUUUCGCCACGUGUCACACAAUCGCAACUCACCUCAUUUUUCUCGAAUUACGGCAAAAUCACCAAUUGCAUUUUGCCGAAAGAGGAGAAGAAUUCGUCGGUUUUUGGAACAUUGCCAAAACAUCGAAAGAAUUGUGGAAGUGCCACGAUUACCUUUAAGUUAGUUGCGAAAAUCUCACCACGCGCUCCACCGAAAUAAACACGCAACGCAGACCGCGUCGCGCCACAACACACAAAAAAAUGGAGGGAAUUUGAAUCGUUCCCUUAUUUGUGUGUCUUGUGGCGCGACGCGGUCUGCGUUGCGUGUUGAAGCGCGUGGUACCGAUGGGAUUUUUGGAUAAUAGUAUCAAAUUUUUGUCAUUUCUCGAUUUAAAAAUCAAUAUUUUCCAGAACUGUCGAUGCUGCAGACCGUGCUCGAAAUGCCACAUCAGAAGAGCUCAAAUUCUACGACCAAGUCAUGGUUGUAGCUGGCUAUGUUUCGAAAAAACGCGGUGGGAAGGGUUUGGUGUUGGCGGAUGAUUUUGGGGGUGGAAGCAGUCGAGAGGACACGCCAUUGUCAAGAGCUUCUUCUACACAAUCUCUAGCUUCGGGAUCGAUUAAUUCGGAGGUAAAUUGACCUGGAGACGUGGAAAAUCCUGAAUUUUUACCCAACAAUAUCCAUUUCCAGGUAUUUCCAAUCGAAAGCCUUCCACUUCGAAUUUUGGAGCGAGUCGUCUCAUUUUUGCCAAUUUCGGAGACUAUUCGCAUGGAAAGAGUUAGCAAAAAAUAUAUGGAAGUUUCGAUUAAGGUGAGAUUUUUUGGGAAAUAAUUUACUGUUUCAAAAAAAUUAUGAGAUUUCAAUAAAAUCAUGAAUUCCAAUUCCACAGUUAUACAUCUAUGCCUAAAAACUUUCACUGUUUCAAAAAAUUUAUAUGAGAUUUUUAAGAGGGGAAGGAUUUCACUGAAGAAUUGCUCUAGAAAUUUCAAAACUUUCCCAGAAAAAAAUUAGACUGAAUUUCUGAACCCUAAAAAAACUACUGUUUCGAAAAAAUAAUGAGAUUUUCUCCGGUUUUUUAAUUUUCGCUGGACAUUCACUUGACGCAGGAUUUUCUUUAGAAAAUUUUGAAAGCUUAAAAAAAAUUUCACAGAAUUUUUGAAUUCAGUAAUAACUUAAUCUGGGAAAUUUUUAAAAGUUAUUAAAAAUUAGACAGAAUUUUUGAACCCUAAAAAUCUACUGUUUCAAAAAAAUUAUGAGAUUUUCUCGGAUUUUUUGAAUUUGCUCAAUUAAUUUUUCUUAUACAGAACAUUGAAGGAUUUCACUGAAGAAUUCUGGAAAAUUCUGAAAAUUCAUCUAAAAAUUUCAUAAGGUUUUUCAAAAAAAAAAUCACUGUUUCAAAAAUUAUUGAGGUUUUCUCCGGUUUUCAAAAUUUCGCUGGACUUUCCUUUCUGUUGAGAAUAUUUUUUUUUAUUUGUCAAAAUUAAUUUUUAGCCUCAAGGUUAAAUUCAGAAUUAAUUUCUCUUGAAAAUUUCAAAAGUAAAAAAAAAUUCCACAGAUAUUCCACAGAUAUUCCACAGAUAUAAAAUUCCACAGGUAUACCCUAAUGGGGUGAUUCAUAAAAAUAAAUUGACAAACAAUUCGCAAUUAAUUUCACGUUUUUUGUCAAUUAAUCGCAUUCAUUUCUAAAAAAAUGCGAUUAAUUGACAAAAAACGUGAAAUUUGAAAAAACGUGAAAAAACGUGAAUUCAUUUCUAAAAAAAUGCGAUUAAUUGACAAAAAACGUGAAAUUAAUCGCGAAUUUUUUGUCAAUUUAUUUUUAUGAAUCACCCCAUAAAAAUUCUACUAUUUCAAAAAAUUUAUGAGAUUUUCUCGGGUUUUUUGAGUUUGCUUGAUUGAAUGGUUUUAGUGAAGAAUUCUAGGAAAUUCUGGGAAUUCAUUUAAAAAUUUCAGAAGGUUCCUAGAUCCUAAAAAUCUACUGUUUCAAAAAAAUUAUGAUAUUUUCUCCGGUUUUUUAUUUUGCUUCUGCUAGUUGAAUGAUUUCACUGAAGAAUUUCUCUAGAAAAUUUCAAAAAUUAAAAAAAUUAGACAGAAUUUUUGUACCCUGAAAAAUCUACUGUUUCAAAAAUUUAUGAGAUUUUCUCGGGUUUAUUAAAAUUUCGCUGUACAUUCCGUUCGAUUAGUAAUGUUUUUUAUUUUUUAAAGUUAAUUUUUAGCCUCAAGGUUGAAGGUUUUCAGAAAUGAAUUCCUCCAGAAAAUUUAAAACUUUCCCAGAAAAAAAUUCCACAGAAUUUUUGAACCCUAAAAAAUCUACUGUUUCAAAAAUUUAUGAGAUUUUUCUCUGGAUUUUUGAUUUUGCUUUGUUAUUUGAAUUUCAAAACUAAAAGAUUUCACUGAAGAAUUCUAGAAAAUUCUGAUAAUUCAUCUAAAAAUUUCACAGGGUUUCUAGAUCCAAAAAAAUCUACUGUUUCAAAAAAUUUAUGAGAUUUUCUCCGGUUUUUUUUUAUUUUGCUUCUGCUAGUUGAAUGAUUUCACUGAAGAAUUUCUCUAGAAAAUUUCAAAAAUUAAAAAAAUUAGACAGAAUUUUUGUACCCUGAAAAAUCUACUGUUUCAAAAAUUUAUGAGAUUUUCUCGGGUUUAUUAAAAUUUCGCUGUACAUUCCGUUCGAUUAGUAAUGUUUUUUAUUUUUUAAAGUUAAUUUUUAGCCUCAAGGUUGAAGGUUUUCAGAAAUGAAUUCCUCCAGAAAAUUUAAAACUUUCCCAGAAAAAAAUUCCACAGAAUUUUUGAACCCUAAAAAAUCUACUGUUUCAAAAAUUUAUGAGAUUUUUCUCUGGAUUUUUGAUUUUGCUUUGUUAUUUGAAUUUCAAAACUAAAAGAUUUCACUGAAGAAUUCUAGAAAAUUCUGAUAAUUCAUCUAAAAAUUUCACAGGGUUUCUAGAUCCAAAAAAAUCUACUGUUUCAAAAAAUUUAUGAGAUUUUCUCCGGUUUUUUUUUUAUUUUGCUUCGCUAGUUGAAUGAUUUCACUGAAGAAUUUCUCUAAAAAACUUUGAAAGUAAAAAAAAUUAGACAGAAAUUUGGAAUCCUAAAAAUUCACUGUUUCAAAAAAUUUAUGAGAUUUUCUCGGGUUUAUUAAAAUUUCGCUGAAUUUUCCAAUCUAUGGACAAUGUGAGAAUGUUUUUUUAUUUUUCAAAAUUAAUUUUUAGCCCCAACGUUGGAUUCAGUAAUUAAUUCCUUUAGAAAAUUUAAAACUUUCCCAGAAAAAAUUCAUUGCGUUUCUAGAUCCAAAAAAUUCACUGUUUCAAAAAUUUUAUAGGAUUUUUCACAGGACUUUUUACUUAGUGUGGCAAGCGAAAAAACUCCAAUCACAAAUGUUUUUAAUUUUUCAAAAUUUCGAAGUUGAUGGAUUUCACUGAAGAAUUGCUCUAGAAAAUUUCGAAAGUAAAAUAAUGUACACAUAAUUUUCGAACCUAACAAAAUCUACUGUUUCAAAAAAUUUAUGAGAUUUUUCUAGAAAAUUCAAAACAGUUCAGUUUUCUUUCCUCUUCAAUAUCAAUUAUUUCCAGUCCUGGCAAACCAUAAAUCGAAUCGUCUUAGCCCGCGAAACGCUCUUCAACAAAUCUCGUCCAAUGCGAACCUCUCACCUCAAACAAAUCCUCGCCCGCUCAGGAAUCAACCUAAAAUCCCUCGACAUUUCCGGAAUCCACCAACUUUUCGAUGAUAAAGCUCUCAAAGUUAUCGCAAAUUGCUGCCCAAAUUUGGUGGAAUUAGAUAUCAGUGGAAUACACGCGAAUUGUGAAGAGUUAGAGGAACUCGGGGAGAGUUUAUCGAAAUUGGAGCAACUUUCAUAUCGAGGAAUGGAGACGACUGGAGACAAGGCUUUUUAUUUCUUGUUCAAGUCUGAGAUUUCGAAAAAGCUGAAAUUUAUUGAUUUGCGCAAUUCGAAAAGACUACAUGGAAGAGCUUUUCGAUUAUUUGGCUCACAAUUAGAAUCACUUUAUUUGGAUGGAUGUUCGAAGGUGGAUAAUUUGGCAUUGGAAGAUUUGUGCACAAAUUCAGCAGGGCUCAAAGAACUCAGAAUUAAUGAGGUUUAUCGGAUAAGUGAUGAGAAUUUGAGUAUGAUUGCGAGAAGAAUGGAGGAUUUAUCGAUUUUUACGCUUUGUGGAGAUAGUUAUAAAAGUUUGACCAAAGCUGGAUUGAUUCAUAUUAGUCAUAUGAGAAAUAUUACCGAGUUGGCGUGAGUUGGCAAUUUUUUUUGGAAUUUUCAGUAGUUUUUGAGCUGAAAAAUGCUCAAAAACCGUUAUUUCAGUUUUUUCAUUCAAAAAUUCAAUUUUCUGAUGAUUUCCAGCAAUUUUUAAGCUGAAACUUGCUCUGAAAAUCAAUCUAGAAAUUUGAAUUUGUAUGAAAUCCUGAAAACCCGAAUUUUCAACAAAAAAAAUCACUGUUUCAAAAAUUUUUAAAUGAAAAAAAUGAAUUAUUUUAUGAUUUUUCAUGAAAUCAAGAAAAAAAAAAUUUAUCCCAAAAAACAUUAUAAAACCACUGUUUUAGAGCAUUUUUCUGAUGAUUUUCAGCAAUUUUUAAGCCGAAAUUCGAUCUGAAAAUCAAUCUGGAAAUUUGAAUUUUUAUGAAAUCUUGGAAACCCGAAUUUUCAACAAAAAAAAUCACUGUUUCAAAAGUUUUAAAUAAAAAAAUGGAAUUAUUUUAUGAUGUUAAAGAAAAUAAUGAAUUGACCCCAAACAAUAACCAAUAAAUUUUAGAGCAUUUUUCUGAUAUAUUUCAGUAAAUUUCAAGCUGAAAUUCGAUCUGAAAAUCUAAAUUUUUGACUGAACAAUGCUCAAAAAUCAUAAUUUUAGAGAAAUUUUCAGUCAAAAAUUCAGUUUUCUGAAGAUUUCCAGCACUUUUUGAGCUAAAAUUUGAUCUGAAAAUCAAUCUAGAAAUUGUAAUUUUUAUGAGAUCCUGAAAACCCGAAUUUUUCAACAAAAAAAAUCACUGUUUCAAAAAAUGUUUAAAUAAAAAAAAAAUUGACAAGGAAUGAUCGCACAAGUGACCCCCUGAAAUUUUGAUCUACUAUGUGGAAGUUGAUGUAUAUGGCGAGGUAUGAAAAACCCCAAACGGAUUUUGUAGGAGAAAAAUCAUUGGGGAAGUUUCAGGGGGUCUAAAAUUUUAGUUAUAAUAAAUUUCGAAAAUGACAUAUAUUUUCAAAAAAUCGUAUUCCAGCUCAAACUUCAUGAAAAUUGACAAACUUUGCGUCAUUUUGCAGCUAAUGUGAAGUACUUUUAACGGUACUUACGACCAUAUUUAUCAGAUUUUUUUCAAGAUUUGGAAACAUGAGGGAAAAAAAUGAAAAAAAUUUUUUUACAUUUUCAUAUGAAAUCGUCGUUUUAGAAGCCUGGGCGGAUUGUGGGACCCGUUUCAUCGGAUUCAGCGUCAAAAAAUACGUCGGAAAACAUAUUUGAAUAUUGUCAGAGUCAGCCAUUUUUGAUAUGUUAAUAUCCGAUUUUUAUUGUCAACCCAUAAAUUUUGACAAAAAAAUGUCAUUUUUUUAUUUUUGAAACAGUAAAAUUUUCCUAUGUAAUUUUUCAUGGUAAAAAUGAUUAAAUAUCGUUUUCAAAACAAUUUUUGUGAAUAUCAGACGUUGUUUCAUAAUUAUCAGAUUUCAAAAAAUUUUCGAAGCAUUCAAAACUGAAAAAAAAACAUUUUUUGCAGUGUAAGUGUCCGAAUCCAAAAAGUUUGUUUGCGAAACAUUGCUUACUAUUUUCCACGAAAAAAUGGGCCAUAAGGUGCUCCAUGAAAGUAACAGUCUCAAGAGUUGGCUGCUUGGAAAAAAAAUUCUCAAGACUCGGCUGCUUGAAACAAACAGUCCGAAGGCUCGGCUCCUUGAAACAAACAGUCUCAAGCGUUGGCUGCUUGGAAAAAAAUUCUCAAGACUCGGCUGCUUGAAAUACAUAGUCUCAAGGCUUGACUUGGAGAAAUAAAAAGCUUGAAGAAAAAAUGGAGCUGAGCCUUGAAACUAUGUAUUUCAAGCAGCCGAGCCUUGAGAAUUUUUUUUCCAAGCAGCCAACUCUUGAGACUGUUUGUUUCAAGGAGCCGAGCCUUCGGACUGUUUGUUUCAAGCAGCCGAGUCUUGAGAAUUUUUUUUCCAAGCAGCCAACUCUUGAGACUGUUUGUUUCAAGGAGCCGAGCCUUCGGACUGUUUGUUUCAAGCAGCCGAGUCUUGAGAAUUUUUUUUCCAAGCAGCCAACUCUUGAGACUGUUUGUUUCAAGGAGCCGAGCCUUCGGACUGUUUGUUUCAAGCAGCCGAGUCUUGAGAAUUUUUUUUCCAAGCAGCCAACUCUUGAGACUGUUUGUUUCAAGGAGCCGAGCCUUCGGACUGUUUGUUUCAAGCAGCCGAGUCUUGAGAAUUUUUUUUUCCAAGCAGCCAACUCUUGAGACUGUUACUUUCAUGGAGCACCUUAUGGCCCAUUUUUUCGUGGAAAAUAGUAAGCAAUGUUUCGCAAACAAACUUUUUGGAUUCGGACACUUACACUGCAAAAAAUGUUUUUUUUUCAGUUUUGAAUGCUUCGAAAAUUUUUUGAAAUCUGAUAAUUAUGAAACAACGUCUGAUAUUCACAAAAAUUGUUUUGAAAACGAUAUUUAAUCAUUUUUACCAUGAAAAAUUACAUAGGAAAAUUUUACUGUUUCAAAAAAACAAAAAAAUGACAUUUUUUUGUCAAAAUUUAUGGGUUGACAAUAAAAAAUCGGAUAUUAACAUAUCAAAAAUGGCUGACUCUGACAAUAUUCAAAUAUGUUUUCCGACGUAUUUUUUGACGCUGAAUCCGAUGAAACGGGUCCCACAAUCCGCCCAGGCUUCUAAAACGACGAUUUCAUAUGAAAAUGUAAAAAAAUUUUUUUGAUUUUUUCCCUCAUGUUUCCAAAUCUUGAAAAAAAUCUGAUAAAUAUGGUCGUAAGUACCGUUAAAAGUACUUCACAUUAGCUGCAAAAUGACGCAAAGUUUGUCAAUUUUCAUGAAGUUUGAGCUGGAAUACGAUUUUUUGAAAAUAUAUGUCAUUUUCGAAAUUUAUUAUAACUAAAAUUUUAGACCCCUGAAACUUCCCCAAUGAUUUUUCUCCUACAAAAUCCGUUUGGGGUUUUUCAUACCUCGCCAUAUACAUCAACUUCCACAUAGUAGAUCAAAAUUUCAGGGGGUCACUUGUGCGAUCAUUCCUUGUGAGUUAUUUUAUGAUUUUAAAUACAUUUAUAUCAACAGAAAAAAUUAUUUUACCACAAAAAAUAUUCGAAAAACCACUAUUUUAGAGCAAUUUUCUAAUGAUUUUCAGCAUUUUUUGAGCUGAAAUUCGAUCUGGAAAUUUUAAUUUUUAUGAAACCUUUUUUAAUCCUGAAAACCCGAAUUUUUCAACAAAAAAAAUCACUGUUUCAAAAUUUUUUUAAAGACACAAGAAACACUGGAAAAAACAGAUUUCCCGCAUUUAUUUUCAAACGACAAAACCAGCAUGUGCGCUCUAGCGACACACUGUGUGCAAACACUUUUGAAAUUUCCGUCGGCUGAGCGAUUUCAAAAACAAUUAUUUUAUUUUUUCACUUUUGCUAGACUCAAAAUUUUUUCUUGAUUUUCAUGAAUUCCGAUUACUUGAAAGGUGUUGAGAAUGAAUAACAAACUCAUUUUCUGCUCAUUUCUAGGCGCUCUUGUGUCUUUAAAUAAAAAAAUUGAUUAAUUUUACGAUGUACAGAUUUUAUAGAAACAAAAUAAUUUUAACCCAAAAAUAUUUAGAAACCAUAAUUUUAGAGCAAUUUUCUGAUGAUUUUCAGUAAAUUUCAAGCUGAAAAUCUAAAUUUUCGACUGAAAAAUGCUAUAAAAUCAUAAUUUUAGAGCAAUUUUCAAUCAAAAAUUCGAUUUUCUAAUGAUUUCCAGCAAUUUUUAAGCUGAAAUUUGCUCUGAAAAUCAAUCUGGAAAUUUGAAUUUUCCCGAAUUUUUCAACAAAAAAAAAUCACUGUUUCAAAAAUUUUUAAAUAAAAAAAAUUGAAUUAUUUCCAAAAAAAAUUUCCAAAAUUUCCAGCCUCGACUACAACAUUCUUGUCAACGACGAACUCCUCAUCGCAAUCUCAGCCGGUCUUCAAAAACUUCAAAGUCUCUCCCUCGCAAAUGCCGGAGACGAUUCAUCAAUAACAUCCGAAGGUCUCUCAGCAAUCAAGAAUCUAUCCGAGUUAUCGCAACUCGAUGUUUCAUCGUUGGCCGCGCUGAAUUCGGAAGUUGUGAAGAAAUUGGCGGAGCUCAAAAAAUUGGAGCUGAUUCAAAUGAGAAAUUGCACUUAUUUGGCAGAUGAAGGAUUUUCGGCCCUGAUUGGCUUGGGUUCUUUGAAGCAUGUGGAUUUGAGUGGAGCGAUUCUGAUUUCUAAUGAUAGUAUUCAACGAUUCAUUAAAGGUACAUACAGUAAUCAUUUCAUUUUCACAAAAAAAAAAAACAAAAAAAUAUUCCAGGUUUCCCAUCGGGACCCAAACUCUCUCCAAUCACUUUGGUUGUUGGUGGAACUGCUGCGGAUGCUUCGAAAUUGACAGUUCGCGGAAGUCGAGUUGUUGUUGAUUUUUCGGAUUAUUCGGCGAUUUUGCAAACUUCUAUGCAGACUAGUCAAUCGUCGUCGAAUCAGAAGGGCGGAUUUAGGAUAAGUUAGUUGGGGGGAUUCGGGGGGCUUCUGGGAGUUUGAGAAGGAUUCUGAAAGAUACUGGAGGCUUCUGACGGCUUCUGAGAGCUUCUGGAGGCUUCUGGAGGCUUCUGGGGGCUUCUGUAAGCUUCUGGAAAUUUCUAGAGGCUUCUAAAGCCUUCUUGGGGCUUCUGAAGGCUUCUGGGAGCUUCUGAAGGCUUCUGGGCGCUUUCUGGAAGCUUAUAGCAGCUUCUGAAAGCUUCUGCAAGCGUUUUGGCGCCAAAUUUUAAAUUUUACCAAAAUUCAGCUCGAAGAAAUAGGGUAACUAUAACUCAAAAAAUGUACGUUUCAAAAUUUUUUGAUACAUUUGAAAAUGAUGUUUCAAAAUGAUCUGCGCUUCUACUACGUCUAUUGUUCAAUCCGGAAGAAAAAAAUACUUUUUGAGGCUUCUGGAAGCUUCUGGAAGCUUCUAAAGGCUUCUGGGAGCUUCUGAAGGCUUCUAGCUGCUUCUGAGGGCUUCUGGAGGCUUCUGAAAGCUUAUCACGGCUUCUGAAGGCUUCUGGGAGCUCAGGAAUGAUUCUGAAGGCUUCUGCAAUCCUGGCACAGUUUUUUGUCUCGCACACUUUUCAAAAUUCAAAUUUUGAAUUUUUUCAGCUUCUGCUUCUGACAAUGAGGCGAGUUCGGACGAUGAAUUUGAAGCACUCACUGCACAACGUGAGUUUUUUCUACAGUACCCUACAGUACUCUUCAAAAAUUCCAAAAAAAAAUUUUUCCAGGCUCCUUCUACAUCGACGCGGUUUGCGGCGAAGACGAUUCGCCAAUCACCGACGAUGGAAAAUUGGCCGAAUGGGCUGAAAAAGAGGCGAGAAGUCUGGGAUUGCUGAAAUAA